UCAGACGGCACCACUUAUAACGUCGGUGACGAAUGGAUGCCCACUCCUUCUAAUUUAUGCCGAUGCGUCGCACCACUUUCCAUCCAGUGCACGUUGAUUUUUAGGUGCGCUGAUAACCAUGGAAACACAAAAAAUCCUGGUGACCAGUGGUUACAGAGCCCAACAAUCAGUUGUACCUGUAAGCAAGGAAAUUUGGUAGCAUGCACUACUUUAAAACAGCCCGUUUGCAUGGAUGGCAAUGGAAACUUUAGGAAGGAUAAAGAAAUGUGGACUAACGGUUCUUGCGUGCACUGCACGUGCAUUCUUGGUAGCAUAAACUGCACUGGUUACCAUGUCAAUAUAACUCAUGGGUUGUACAGUGUCAAUUCAUAUCCAACCUGUGAAGGGUGUGAAGUCAUGUCUAGAACGGAGGGUGCCCUAAGUUCAUGCAGAGGUGAGUUAAAAAAAAUAGAGUUAUUUAACUUGCGUAAUAAUGAUUUAUGAUUGGUGCGAUAGUUUUAUGCGUUUCCAUGGUCAUGUUUAGCAAGUAAAAAAGGAUUAUCAUAUUUUCCGACAUAUCUAAGCCUUUUUCAAAAGAAUGAAAGAGAGAGAUGUUAUGUACGUCUACUUUGUGUCUCUCUCUUGAUCUUUUGUUUUCCUUUUCACAAAUGUAUCUGAACAUUAUUACAGUAGAAUGAAUCUCUCAUAAGAUGACCGUACGGCCCCGCGCAUGCAAUUCCAUAUAAACCAUUGUGAAAGCCGGUCGGAGUGAAGUCAUCCGGCUCAGUAUUGACACGAUUAUUUUGUAUUUUCCAAGAACAUGAAUGAAACUGUGAAACUGCGACAUAUUUUUCCCUCCGCCGUCUUGGUCGGUCGAUAAUUAUCUACUUAUUCUAUCUAUUGUUAGCAUAUCAUGACCUCUCUACAAAGGAAAGGCUGUUCCAAUGUGCAAGUCGGGGAUCCUUUAUUCACAAAAGUCACCAGUGCAACAGGAUUUAUGAAUGCCCGGAUAAGUCAGACGAAAACGAGUGCGAAAAUGGUAUUUUGCUGUAAUCAUGAUAAUUUGCAGGGGAUGCCUAAAUCUAUCCAUUUUUAUUUGCCAUAUUAUUUGUUUGUUUGUUUUUUUCUUGGGAUUAGGAGGAGAUUUUUCACGAAUCUUUUUUUCGUACUUUAAUAAGCUUUUGCGAUUGCCCUUGUCUGACUGCUGCAUCUUUUCACCUAAGGGACGCGUAAAAACACUUAUUCUAAAAGCUAUACUCAUUACCUUUCUGAUGUUUUUUUUUUCAGUAUUUUACAAUUGAAAUCACCAUAAGAAGUCAACAAUGAACAUGCCUGAUGUUCUAAUAUUUUAUUUCAGCCGUUUGUAGAGACAAUGAGGGCGGUGUCUAUCUCAUAAAAGAUAAAAACGGUUGGCCAGUUUCUCAAUGUAUGAAGUGUUACUGCAAAGGAGGGCUGCUGACAUGCAGCAGACACUUCAAAAUAAACUUCCCGGGCUAUCUCAGUGGUAUCUAUACGCAGUAUGAAGACUGCAAUCAACCUUUAUGCAACGUCGCCAAGUUUAUACGAGAAAAUGGAAAUGAUUGCGAAGGUAUUAGGGAGCUAAAAUAAGUGACAAAAGUAGUUGGCACGCCUCCCUUCACUCGGUGGUCGGCAAUCCCUCCACUCACCAUAAUAAACAGAAAUCUUGUUGCUCAUCUCUGAUAAGUUACUUGCAAGUUCCCCUCCCGAAACUUGAUUAUAUAUGUUUUUCCCAUAAUUUUUAUUACUUUUAGCGAUUUGAAAUUGUCCUCUUUUUUUGUUGUAAUAGACCAUUACAUGACAGGUCCUUCAUAAUCAUUCGCUUUUGAAAUUAAAGUAACUUAUCUUAAUUGUGCUCCUUACAAUUAGGCUUGGAAUUUAUCCAGAAUAAAGGUGUUUAUCUAGAAGGCCAAACAUGGAAAUCUGACGGAUGUCAGUUUUACUUUCCUGGCGCCAACGCUGACCCGCUAAACAUUUGUCCAGCUAUGACCAGACCUGAAUGUUAUGUCUACAAUGGAGCUGUGUGCUGUGCAUCUGAGUGUCCAGGUAAGCACUUCGGUCAAGUGUACAACUAAAGGUGGUGGGUGUUGCCGAGGUACAUGUGAGUCCUUUCGUUGUGGAGAAAAAUUAAAAAUUCAUGGGUGAACAGUAAUUUCUUAUGACUUUGGAGGAGGGGAAGGAGAUUUUGGGGGAUCACAUAAUUUUCAGGGGUACUGAGCGAAGGGGAGAUUGGUCGUCAUCAGCAUAGUAAAGAGGAGGACUUUAGAAAAUUGAGUGUCAAUAAGAGGGUGGGGGGGGGGCAUAAGGAUAUUACACAGCCUUAUUGGGGGUUGGGUCAGGUAAAUAUUAUGACUGGUUCCUAGGGAGCGAAAAAGAAAGAUUUAAAAGAAAAAUUAUCGACACGACCUUGUUAAGGGCUAGCUUUUUGGGUCCCCUCCCAAACGCUCUUUGGAAAAAAAAUCUGGCCUGGAUUUUUCAAUUUUGUCCUCUCUGACCAUCACUAAAAUUUGCCAUCGUAAACCCUCCUUUUUCGUUCCUUUUUUGUCGGUUCUUGUCAGGUCUGUUUUGUGUUCGCUAGGGAACUUUUCUAUCAAUAUUUUACUCUCUGAUCUCUCUAACAACCUUAUUCAACAUCUCUUCUUCUAGACAAUUUUAAUGUUAAACAACAUAAACGUGUAUAUAUAUCUAAUGAUCGAAUUUUUCCCGCUAUCUAGUAUAUUUUGGUGACCCUUUUGUUAUCCUUAUAAAAGUCUUGCCGCAGAUUGCACACCAACUGAGAGCGAACCUUACUUUGUGUCGCGGUGGCCGUCAGCUUGUGUCAGAUGGCUUGAACUGUAACGACGCUGGUCACUGCCUGAAGAACUUUCACGUCCAGAAUUGUUCGUCAGGUAACGAAACUGACAUUCAAAAUAAACAUACGCAUUUCUGAGUUACUCUCGUUGUGGAAAUAAAUCGCAUUGAAAUCACUUUUCCAUCACUAUGUACUGUCCGACAACCGAUCAUAAAAAGCAUUUUUAUGAUCACAGUUUUAAGUUUCAUUGUUCCUCUUCCCUAGAAUUAUACUUGUUGACCAUAAAACAUCUUUAAUAUUUCAUAACUUUUCUGUGUUGACGCUUUUUCAAGCUUAAUUGUUUUAUAUCUGUCUUUUUAAGAUUUUGUUUUUGUCAUGCGCAUUUGAAGUAGGUGGUCACGUGACAGGCAACAGGUGGUUGUUACUCCCUUAUUCAAGACGCCUAUUGAAAAUUAUCUAUAUCUUUCAUUCUUUCAAAUAACAUUUGUGAAUUCUUUCUUUCAGAGGUCACCUGUCGCGAUGAGGACUCCAUCCAGUAUUUCGAGGGUGCCACGUGGUCUGUUGGCAGUUGUAUUCAGUGCAGCUGUACUCAGGGCAAGAUUCGCUGCAAAAGGGAGCUCUUUCUGGUCUCAUUUCUCCAGCUUGGGGGACAAAAACCAGCCGUGAUCCUGAACGAACCAAAUUUCAGUGAGAACUGUGAUCAGUUUGAAUGUAACGUGGCGAAUUUUAUGAAGAAAAACAACGGAGUAUGUAAAGGUUAGUUUUUUACAAUUGGUAAUACAGUGUAUCCCUAUUCUUUCCGAAUACGUUUCCUCGAGGAUACGAGUUAUCUUAAAGUGUACUUUUCAACAACACUUAACUGAUCUGUUCUCAAGGACAGGGUAAUGUUUCCUUUUGAUAUGAUUUGAAUUUCGGUCACCCCUUUGGACCAGGUUCGUCUCCUGAUUUUGGCGAAAUUUUUAAUCAUCCUUCGGCUCUUUGAUGUCAACGUCAUUCCCCCUUCAAUUGUUUAGAUUUUGUUUCCGUUUUGAUUUCUUGUUUGUUUAUUUGUUUGUUUAUUUGUUUGUUUUCUCCCUCAGCUUGCAGGUGGAACGGCCAAUUGUAUUACGAUGGUGAUCAUUGGAAGGAAAAUGGCGUUGACUUUUACUGCAGCAGCUCUACUUUGCAAGUCAGGCCUGGCUGUUAUGUUUCCAACGGUAAAACGACAUGUACUGGAGCGAUAUCAGGUGUGGGUUUAAUUCAUUAGAUUCAAACUUGUUAUCAGCCUUGAUCCACUGAAAGAAAACCUUGAGUGCUUAGCGGCCUAUUAAAGAAGUCUUCACGACCUAGACUCAGGCCUUUUACGGGCGCCUAGGUCAAAAAUUUCCUCCACUCUCCUGUUCUCUCGACCUAACGAAUGGUUUCUUAAUUUUUUUUUUCGUAUGUCAUCUGCUUACAGGACUACGUGAGCUGUCCUUAAUAUCAAAAGACGACCUUUUCCUGUGUGAGAGUGGUGACGAGAUAAGAUCCCUUGGGGACAGGUGUGAUGUCAAGAAAGAUUGUAACGAUCACUCAGACGAACGAAACUGCAGUCAGUGUAAGUAUCUGAAAUCCACUUUGGUAUUUUUGUGAGAUGCUGCUAAAUUUUGUGUGAGAGGAUCUUAAGUGAAAGCAGCGUAAAACAAAGGAGACACGAAAGAAGGAAUUACGUCUAUAAACAUUGUGAUAUUGAAUAGAAAUAGAAAUUAUGUACUCAAAAGUAAAAUGACCAGAAACUCGAUCGAAAAAUAGAUGGUCGGUGAAGAAUUUAACAGAAAACAGACGGUAGCGUCACGUGAACUAAAUUGCAGCGAGGCUAAAGGGAUUCGUAAAAAAACGUGGUUUAAAAAAUUUCCCUGCGUACUAUUUGCACACGAAAGUGUAUUUAAAUUAUUUAUGAACAAGUACAAUUCUUCCUCCCUUUUUUUAUAAUGUUACCUACGACCUAUUUUCAGACUAUUGCGCUGCUGAAGAGUCACAUGGUUUUGUUUGGCUGAGAGCUCAAGUCGGGAGUGAAACUCUUAAAUCGUGUGCCGCCGCAAAUUCAUCUUGGACAGGUACUACCAGUUUCAUCAUAAUCAUCUCUUCUUGCAGGCAAUACUAGUGCCUAAAAAACGACACUAGUAUAUAGUUGACGCCUACUCAAUCGACCUCGUCGCCUAAAGAGGACUAGCACUAUGUUGUCGAAAUGUCGCAAUCCACAUCCGAAGUGACCACAUCGUGGGACAAACGAUUACACUUUUCUUUUGCAAUAUGUCAGUUGUUCUCUAAGGCAAUUCAACGGGUCGGAAUCCUAAAUUCUUGAAUCUGAUUGGCUAAUCGUGUGCUCGAAACUGGUCUAGUUUUAUACAGUCCGGACCGCGGUCCAGACGUUUUUCCGGGUCAUUCGUCACAAAGCGUUAAAAAGUGAAAUCGGCAGAAAAGAAUAAAAAGUUAUUUACCAGUCUACAUUAGCCCGUAUGGAGAAAACUGUGCCCUUCGGCUUUAGGUUGUACUCAAGACCUCGGGCACAGUUUUCUCCCAUAUGGAUCUCCUGCCCGGUAAAUAACUUAUUUAUAUGACUAUUCAAUCUGUAUUUUCAUUAACUAGGGAUUUUUGGAAGCAAAUGUGUUUAUUGGCCUUUAUUUGCCACCAAAUGGCAACACUUGAGCACAUGUACUUGUGAAAGAAAAUCCACGUUGGAGACUUUUAGGAAAAAAGUAAGUUCCAUUAUGCCAACAUGCAACAAGGGCUAGUCACGAAACGAUUGUAUCCAUGCUUCUUUAAAGGUUCCUAUCUAGUUUUAUAUCUAUGUAAAAACACGAGCCUUAACUAUUUAAAAUAUAGGCUCCAGAUCAAAGGAUCCGAGAGCAAUUGCGUUAAUAAUCAAGAAAUUUUACUCGUUCAGUGUAACAGGAAUAUCCAUGACUGCAACUGGCAGUGAAGCUUAACAAAAUGGGAGCGGAAGAGCGAACUUGACCUACUACAGGAUAAUUGCAACAUCCCUAGGUUCAGGGGGGGAUAGUUGCAUGCGGAAUCUUUAUGACUGAGAAAGAAACUGAGAUUGGUUUCAAAGAGGAAAAAUCGUCAUGUGAAUGAGAUAUUGCAGUUCAAAGACGAUGAUGUGAAUUUUUAUAAAUUAUCUUUUCAAAUGCUCAUUUCCUACGAGCUCUUAGACUAACAUGUACACUGCUUUUCCACUUUAGUUCGCAAAUCUCAACGAUACUAACUUCCUGAAUGUGUCAAACGAUCUGGCUACCGCCGCAGAGAACGGGGAUUUCAUGAAUAUCCGGUUGUUUCAUGAUCUAUUCAAAGAUUUGUUUUACAAUGUAACGCGGUUACUUACUCCAGUUUCACUGCAAAAUGCUGAUAAAGCACUGCAAUACUGUAAGGUACGAACUAAGAGAGGAUACGAAAUUACGAGAAAUUAUUGUACUCAGGAGCAAGUUUAAAAGUUUAAAAUCCAAAAUAGCUCAAAAGUUGAGUGGUAUUAUGAGUUAUUUUAAUUGUCAUCAAGGGGAAUAUAAAGAUUUAAAAAAUCUCAGAAUCUCGCAGUUAUUAGAUAAAUUGAGUUAAAAAGUUUGGUACAAAGGAGUGUGUCAGCACAAGUUGAAAAUUUAAAUCCAACUAAUACGGCCGCCAUUUGAUUGUUUUGGUAAAUGAAUAUUGUCGCCGUGACGUCAUAUGAAAUCAUACUUUCAAUAUAAUUUUACGUAGGAGUAUGUGGAGAUAUUAAUCAUUUGGUUCUGAUUUCAGAAUUUCAUCCAAACUCUGCUAUCAUCUCCGAUCUACGGGCGAAAGUCGUCAUUUUGCCGUAAACCGAAAUUGGUAAGCAACAGUUACUGUGACAUUGGAUCAGAGGAAAGAUUGAGCGAUAGAGAGGAAACUCGUGAUUGAAAUUGCUGUUGUUGUUUAUUUUUUCGUAGGUUGAAGGCAGGUUCCGAUUAAUUCAAAGCAUUUUUGUUUUCAGCAAUGCGAGAAGCCAAUGAAAACAUAUGCUUGUUUUUUAUUCUUGACUAACAUUCAAAGCGUUUUCGAUAACACAUCGUGAAACCACAUCCAAAAAAAUAUCAAUGCUAACGAAUGAAGUACACUUUGGAAAAACAUGAUCGGUUUCAGUAUUAAAUCUGAUUGGCUUAGAGGGUGAUGUGAGUUUUCCGAGCCAAUCACCAAGCGUAUAGCCUACAGUACAGUAUAUUAAGGCAUUAAAAUCAAUGAUGGCGCUCGCUCGCAAAAAUAAUGCCUGCUUUGCAGGUUAUCAAACGUAGUGAUAAAUAACUUUCCUUAAUUUAUUGAUCAAAAUUUCAAUUCAUUUAAAGUACAAAAUUUGGUUCUAUUGCACAAAUGUAAAUUUUGUUUGUUUAAGUGUAAUGUCUAUUUGUUUCCCAUAGGCUCAUGAUCGAAACUUUCAUAUCAAUAGAGCAUUAGAGUUUCUACGUCAGGCUCCUAACAAUACCGACGCCUUCAAGUAUGGCCAGAUGGGAUUUCAUCCAGUCAGGGAUAUUGAGUAAGUGCCCAUGCCUCUUUCGAAAUUGCUGAUUUCAGCAGAAUACGGGAUGCGUGUCACAUAUGAACAUAUGUAGUUUAGUAUUAUCAACUGAGUUGAUAAUACUGGCUCAGAGGUUGAGCGACAAGGCGCAGAAACCGAAGGCCUGACACUCGAUUCCUUUGGAUUUUUCUUGUCCCACGCUCGUGACAAGACGGUAAAACGUCUUUCUUUAUGAAAAUACCGUUAUUUUUGAAAGUAUCCGACGUAUGAGCACAAGUCGUAUUCUCUAACUGCAUAUUCUUCGCUGAGACAUACAACCGUAGAUUUUGUGCUCAAUGCGUCGAUUGGCAACGAGAUGUGGUUCUGAAAGUGUCCAAAGAUAAAGCAAUUUUCCUGAGCUCUUCCUCUUUACUUAGGAUGGUCCCAAAUGAAGUCAAAUUUGGUUGACUGACCUGGGUUGAAUUCUCGCCUUGAGUAAAUGAACAAUGAAAGUAAUCUAAAAAAAUUUAGGCCGGUUUUAAUGUCAAACAUAUAAGUCAAACUUCAAUAUUUUCAAAGUUGAGAAAGUGGGUAAUAUUUCCAGUUCUUUACCUCUAACAGUAGCCUUGAAAUGAUUUAAAUUAAACUUAAGUUGAGACAAAGCAGCUAACACUAUGAAGUUUUUUCUAACGUAGAAGGGUGAUAUCAAGCUGAGAGACUGACUUCCUUAUAUGAACUUUAUUCUUAAGGUGAUACCUCAAAACUUAUGUUCAGAUCAUUUCCUCUUACGGACAACCUGUAAUCUGGAGCUUAUAAAUUUUGCGUCACUAAUUUUGCUCAGCGGACAUUGCAUUCAGCGUGUGAUCGUUCACACGUUCAGAAAUUAAAGUAACAGUGAGGCGCAUACGUGGCAGUAAACUUAAGAAGUUUACUUUUUCUGGAGGGCAUUUCUGGCCAGUCUCUUAGUCAUUGUAUCUUAAUCGUAAUUUUACAGUAGCGAGCCGCAUAUCGUGGAUAACUUCCGGCCAAUCGCGCCACAAUUUCACCCCAUUAUAAUGAGACAAGAGCUAUCUCUUCAGUUAAACACCGCUAAGCUCUUACCAAGAGAGGUAGAAAAACCUAUCUCCGUACCUGUCGAUAAAAGCAACACCACUGGUAACGUGACAAUAGCAAAUGGAACAAGAGCUAAUACCACCGGCGCUUCCAUUGAAAAUGUGGUAGGUCAUUCAAAAGUGUUUAACUUUAAGCCUUAUUAGCCUAAUGGAUCUUGAAAAUCUAGCUUAAUGUUGGUUACUUACUAUAAGAGACAGUCUCAAAAAUGCUCAGAUUCCUAACUUUGUAGAUGUUUGCAUAGGGGAAACUCCAGAAUAUACGGCUCCACAAGUGUAUAAAUCUUUAUAGCUUAAACGAUUUUAUCGCUUAGGAGGUAAAAAAAGUAACAAUUUGCCAGUUGAUCCUGUCUUUUAUCAUUGUUGUCUUUCUUUUUCGUGAGAAUAACGAGCUUACAGAUGAGGAAAUACGCCAUCUGCUGCUGGCUAACAACUGCACGAAUCUAAAGUUUGAUGAGGUAAUGUGAUUUUUCUCGUGUCAGCUGGUUUAAAACUUAGUUUAUGUAAGAGAAGAAAAAUUGUUGCGCCUUGCAUGGAUUUUUUUUAGAGAAAGAAGGUGCGAAGUGACUAGGAGGGGGGUUAAUUUAAGUAACUCUUUGUCUUUAUUUCUGGUAUAGUGAAAAAUUGAUCAUUUUCUUAUAUUCUUAUUUUAUCUUAGGAGAUCGGGGCCGUCGUUUAUAACAAACGGAUAUCUAAUGAAUAUCAAAGGCACAUAGAAAUCCAAACUAACAUGGAACUAGUGCUAAUGUGUAUUUCUACGGCAGCAGUGCUUUUGGCCGUAAUACUAUUGACAGCGUUAAAGUAAGUUUUUUCUUUGACUUCUGAGGGAUUAUUGUAUAAAUUAGUACUCUCAUCAAUUAUUAUUCUUAGCACUUCUGCCAUUGUUGGUUUUUAGAGAAAUCCGGAUUGCUUUGGUUUAACUUUACUUUGCUCAGAGUUUGGUUCAGAAAAUCGUGCCAUUUUCUCAACUAAUCAGAGUCAAAACUAAAACCAGUUACGUCUCAGUUAUCCAUGUAUUUCCAGUUUCCGACGGUUUGCAUCUUAUCAGUUUGAAUUCUAACCCUGGCCCUAAGCAUCAGCUCCUUAUGAUAUUUCCGAUUGUCUAGAUUGGCCAUUGUGAUUACUGUGGUUCUUCUUUUAUGAUUCUCAAUCGAAAUACGUCUGAUUGGUUAACAUUCUCGGGAAUAAUGUUACAUGUACAUGAACUUACAAUGCAUCAAUUUAUGGGGAUUAUAGAAAUGAUAAAGGAAUUAUAUGCGGACGAGAGCAUAAUAUUCUUAAAUUUAUAGCUAGGACAUUACUUUCAAAUCUAAAAUGUUUAAGUUCAUUCUUUAGGUUAAAGAGUUCUGAGAGGUUGUUUAUACACAAGAGUCUCCUAUUGUCUCUGGCACUUGGACAUCUUGUGUAUAUUAUGGAUAAGACUUUGUUUGAUACAAGAGAAAAACAUGCGGUGAGCAAAUCUUUAGAGAAAAAGUAUAGCAUUUUAAACUUGUACUGGAUGUAAAAUGGUUCAGAAUGAAAUGAUAUUUUCUACCUAACUACGAAUUUUUUCAAUUUUUGGUUUAUUUAGGCUUUGUGUUCCGCGCUCACGGUCAUUCAAUAUUUUUUCCACACUGCAAUAUUUACAUGGAUGCUUGUGGAAGGAAUAAAUCUUUAUAUCAAGCUGGUUAAAGUGUUUUCAGUGAAGAAGCAAUAUGUGGCAUAUGUGGCCAUGGGAUGGGGUAAAUAUCCAGUUCAUUUCCAAUCUAGUCCAGUAAUUUGAACUAUUUCUGAGGCACAGUUGCAGAAGCUCGUUCGACCCUUUUUUUUGUCAGCCUAAACAAGACAAGAAACCUUAAUUACUUUACUGAGUGUACUGAGGAGAAGGAGAAAUAUACAAGCCUCAAUUGUCAUUAUAUCCUGUCCUCCUCUUUUUAAGGAAUUCCUAUUGUUCUCAUGGGGUUCGUGGCUGCUAUCAGUCCGUCCACAUUUGACAUGGGGAAGGCUUCGUAUACAGAUGUAUCAUGUGGAGCUCUUCAACUCACAGCUAAAAAUGAACGACGCAGGUAUUUUUGUUGAAAAGUUUCUACUUUCCAACACAAGCUCCAUUUUCGUUUUCUGGGUACAAAAAUAGGCCGUCAAAAUACCCUAAGGUAGGUUGAAAGUUUAGCCUUAGAUUAAUUCCGUGAACUACCGUUGUAUCUAUAUUCUUGGUUCAAGGAAUUAAUCUUCAUAAUUUGAUUUGAGUAAAAUAAGAACUUCUAGUGAAACACCGGGGAAUAAUAGCAAACUCUUUCACUCUAUGCCCAACGCAGCUUAUUCGAUGAAGAUCAUUUGGUUAUGACGCACAACGUUUUAAACCAGAGAAACUUGAUUGCAUCCACUCUAAUAGACAAUUUUUUCUCCCACAGAUGUUGGAUCAACGGAAGUGUUUGGAUUUAUAAAGGACCCAUAUUAGGGAUUCUAAUGGUUUGAUGUCUUUUUAAUUCAAUUGAUCUUUAUUUCCAGUGACUAUCGGAGAAGACCAUUUAUGUAUCUUGGUUUUUCUUGCAGGCAAAUACUGUGUUAUUUGCAAUCCUGCUUCGCGUCAUAUUUGGAAAAAUAUCUACUAGAUACGGCAAUGAUCAUAUGCAAGCUACAAAGUAAGGAAAACUAUUUGCAUGAACUAAGAACUAUGUUCCUCCAUUUCGCAAACAUUUACUUCGUAAUUUAAGCAUGGAUGAACUAUCUCUUCCAAUUGUUUCUCAUUAGGAAGGGUAUCAGAAGUAUCGUGGCAUUGCUUCCGUUGCUCGGAGUCACGUGGCUGCUGGGUUUUUUCGUAGAGCUCCAUCAUGCUGUAGUAUAUAUCUUUAUUCUGCUAAACUCUACACAAGUAUGUAAUUCAAGUUUUAAAAAUGCUUCAAUGGUUGACUCCCUAAGGGACUGGUCAAUUUUCAUCGCUCGGGGAGGAGGGUCGGAGGAUUUUGACUGUGUCAUGAUAAAAUUUACUUGAUGCCACCUCAUUGGGAGUCUCAUUUCCAUAUACCCCUUUUCAUACUUUGUUGACGACGAAUUCUAAUCCCCCUUCUAUCCCGUGAUCUCCUACAUAAUCCCUCCUCCCCCCCCCUCCGAGAUAAAUUGAUUAUGACUGAUCCCUAAGAUUUUUAAAAUAUAGAAAAAUGUAAAUAGAAAUGAAUAUGACAGCAAUCUUCGUAGUAACUACUUUGACAGUAGUGAAAAUAAGACCUGACAAAAAAUCAGGCCUGUGCAGUAUUUAAAUCCAUGACCUCUGCGAUACUGGUGCAGUGCUCUACCAACUGAACUAAAAAGCCAAUUUGGAGCCUGUCAUUAUGUCGGUUCGUGAUAAACCCGUGAACGAAAUACCAAGGCUUCCCGCUGAAAAUACUUGUUCUUGUACCAUGCAAACAUACAACUCCGAGUUGGUCAACGAAAACUAUGAAUAUGACUGUUUCAUUUUGAUUUUUUCUGUUAUGGUCAUAGGGAAUCGUGUUUUUCAUCUUUCAUUGUGUUCUUGACGAAGAGGUAGGGAAAAUCAAAGCACAAUUUUUUUAUAAUUCUCAAUUAGAGGAA
Messenger RNA from Pocillopora meandrina, 11911 nucleotides. Lineage: Eukaryota; Metazoa; Cnidaria; Anthozoa; Scleractinia; Pocilloporidae. The record is from the annotation of a GenBank genome assembly.